GAAAAGAGCACAGAAAAGGAAUUUACGCAGACCAUUCUUGAUGUAGAAGAUCUUGUUAAAAGUGGCAACAAACACAAGGUUUGUCCUUAUUAUUUAUCUCGAGCUCUGAAGCAGAAUGCUGAAGUAAUCUUCAUGCCAUACAACUAUUUACUUGAUCCAAAGAGUCGCAGAACUCACAAUCUAGAUCUACGGGGCACAAUAGUGAUUUUUGAUGAAGCGCACAAUGUGGAAAAAAUGUGUGAAGAAUCAGCUUCAUUUGACCUUACUCCUUAUGACCUUGCCUCUGGAAUUGACGCUGUUAAUCAGGUCUUAGAGGAUGAAGCAAAAAAGGUUAAACACAACAAGUAUGAUACACACUUUGAUUUUGAAUCAUUCAAUUCAGGGCUGAAAAUGGACUUGAGUGAUCUGGCUAAAAUAAAAAAAAUUCUACUUGAUUUAGAAAAUGCAAUAGAUGCUGUUGAAUUAUUACCAAAUGGAAAUGGCGUCACCAAACCAGGAAGCUUCAUCUUUGAAUUGUUUGCACAAGCUCAAAUUACUUUCCAAAACAAGUCUGCAAUUUUAGAAGCAUUGGAACAGAUCAUCAGUGCUUUGUCAGCACGCAGUGGAAUAUUCACCAAUACAAGUGGAUUACAGAAGGUAGCUGAUAUUCUUGAGAUUGUUUUCUGCAUUGAUUCGCCAGGGGGCACUACAGCACAUACAAUGGGACAAAAUGUGACCAAGCAUUACAAGGUUCAUGUGCACCCAGAUAACAGUGGGAAGAGGAAGCAACACAGAACUGAUUUAUGGACUUCAUCUGUUACGAAAAAACAAGGAAAGAUUUUAAGUUACUGGUGCUUCUGCCCUGGCUACAGUAUGGCUGAGCUGGUACGCCAAGGGGUUCAAUCCAUCAUCCUCACAAGUGGUACCCUUGCUCCACUGUCCUCUUUCACUUCAGAAAUGCAAAUCCCUUUCCCUGUCAGUCUGGAAAAUCCCCAUGUGAUUGACAAACACCAAAUAUGGAUAGGGGUUGUUCCGAAAGGCCCUGAUGGAAUACAGUUGAGCUCUGCAUAUAACCAAAGGUUUUCACCUGAGUACAUGUCAUCCCUUGGAAAAACACUGGUUAAUCUGUCCAGAGUCGUGCCAAAUGGGUUGUUGGUGUUCUUCCCAUCAUAUCCCGUCAUGGAUAAAAGCCUUGAGUUCUGGAAAGAGCAAGGCAUUUCCAAUAGAAUAGAAGAGAUCAAACCCAUCUUUGUGGAAGUGAAAGGCAAAGGAUCAUUUACAGAGGUUAUGGAUGCAUAUUAUGAUAAAGUGAGUGAUCCAAAGUCGAAUGGAGCUUGUUUCUGUGCAGUGUGCAGAGGAAAGGCUAGCGAAGGCUUGGAUUUUGCAGACAUGAAUGGGCGAGGUGUGAUUGUUACUGGAUUGCCUUUUCCACCUCGGAUGGACCCUAAAGUAGUGCUAAAGAUGCAAUUCCUUGAUGAAAUGAGACUGAAGUGUGUUGGAACUGCUCAGCAUUUAUCUGGACAAGAAUGGUAUAGACAGCAAGCAUCACGUGCUGUCAAUCAAGCCAUCGGCAGGGUUAUUCGUCACCGCAAUGAUUAUGGAGCCAUCUUCCUGUGUGAUCAUAGAUUUACUGGAACGGAGGUAAUGUCACAGUUGCCAUCAUGGGUGCGGCCAUAUAUCAAAAUCUAUGACAACUUUGGACACACAAUUCGAGAUGUAUCUCAGUUUUUUCGUAUUGCUCAAAAAAUUAUGCCUGCGCCAAAACUGAAGAUGGGGUCUUGCAGGGGCCGUUGUUUGGAGAUAGACGCUGCUGCCUCAUCCUCGCCUGCUGUCUCUGACCUAAAUCUGAAGAAAGCAAAAACUUUAGAUUCCCAUGUUCCAAGCCUCAAAAGAAAGCGUGCUGAUGGCGUUGAGCCUUUUGAAGGAGAUGGCAUGACCAAGAUCUGCAUUGAAUAUGAGAAAGCAAAUGAGACCACAAGAAAGAAACCUGUGAGCCUACUUGAUGCAUUAGAGCACAGUGAACAAAAGACUGAUGAAAGUGGAAAAAAGGCGGUUAAAAUGUUAACCGUGUCUUCUAAACAUGUGACUGGUGAACAGCGAGGAGGGAGGAAAAAAAUCACGCUAGUUAGUAAUCAUGUACUUGAUGUAUUGCCACUAUCUGAGAAGACAAAAGCAGAAAAAGCUAAACUUUUCAUAGUAGCUGUAAAGGAAGUUCUCAGCAAUGCCAAUUAUGAGCGUUUUACCAAUGCAAUGCAGAAGUACAAGUUGACAGAUGAUUUUGAUACCAUGCUGAGUGAAAUGGCAGCACUUUUUACAGAAGAUUCAAAAAAAAACAAUCUUCUGCGAGAAUUUUAUCAGUUUGUUCGGCCACAUCACAAAAAGAGGUUUGAUGAAGCUUGCUACAAUCUGACUGGUGAGGGAUGUGGAUUUAAACCUGAACAUGCAGUUCCAAGAGAGGAGAGGAGAAGAGUGGAGCACGAAGAAAAUGCAGGUAAUGAGAAUAGAUGGAGGUUUGAGCCAGCAGUCUCUGCAGAGAGCAAAUUUACAUCAUCUUCAAGUUCAUCUCAACAGCUAAAUGCUUGCACACAUCUCAACAGAGGAGGACAGCACCUAAACAGUGGCAUGGUUAACCAAGGUGAAUUUUGUAAUUCUGAACCAUCUGUUUCUACAACUGCACCUCCAAAAACAUUAACUUCGACAGCAGACCAGAAGAAACAACAUGUACUUGCUGCCUAUAUUAGUGAUGUUAAGAAGGCUUUAGGACCUAGUAAAUACAAUAGAUUCUCAUCGGUACUUCAGACAUAUAAAAAGACAGAUAACUAUGAUGACAUGGUAUCUGAAGUAGGUGCCCUGUUUACUGAAAAGUCUGAGGAUUUUCAUUUACUAAGAAGAUUUUAUAUAUUUAUUAGAACACACCAUAAACAACAGUUUAACCAGAUGUGUAAAGAGCUGACGGGAACAGACUGUAAACAGCUCAUUGAGAAUGAGUGUGAACCUGAGAGACAAAGAGGAACUCUGAGCAAAACUGAAGAGAAACUCCCUAAACAUACAGUCCUGACUGGAAACCAGAGUGCCAGCAAUAACGCGAAUGCUGAAGGAUCUGGAACUACACAAAGCAGGAUUUCAGCAUUCUUUCUAAAUGGUGGAAAAUCAAAGCCUUUAAAUGUCUUGGAGACACCAAGCACUUUACAUUGCACUAAUGACAACAAUAUGGUAAAGAGCUGUCCCUCUGAAGUUCAGGACGAGGAAACAAAAAGCAUACGAUCCCCAUCUGCAAAUGCCCCAUUACUGCCUUUCUCCUCUGAUGUGAAUUUGAAAUUAGGUUUCCACUGCAUAGUUUGCAGAAUUGAUGCAACAGUGCCAUUUAAUUGUCAAUCCUGUGACUUCACCUGCUGUAUGUCUUGCUGGAAGCAGUUGUUGAAGAAAAAUAAGAAGUGCCCAAAGUGCAAAGAGAUCGUCAACAGAAGAUGCUUGAGGCAACUUUUCUUUUGGACAUAUGAUCCACGGUCUAUCAAUCAAGUGAGGAGCAAAUUGGAUACGUCAAGGAAAUGACUUUAACUCUUUGGACAAAAGCACUUUUAUUUGGGUAUAAACUAUCUUUAAACUUGUGUUUUGUAACUAUCAAAAUAAGUCUUUUUUUAAAAAAUAUCAUACAUCUGGGAAGGUUCUGAAUUUUGUAAAUGUCAGCUUUGUUGAAAGCAUCUGAAUUAAAAAAAAGAUAAAAUGCAUGCUUUUAUAUAAAGAAUUUAGGAAUCAAAGGUGGUCAAGAUGACAGUAAUACCUUUUAAGCAGUAGAAAUACAAUUCAGUUGGAUCUGGAAUUUGGUAAAUGGCGUAGAACAUUGAAUAAUCACUGUGAUUCGGUGGAGUGAUGGAUGUCAGUUUACUUAGCUUUGCAUUUGCCAGGAAUGUAUUGUAUAAAUCUGAAAAUCUGCCACAAAGACAAAAUGUUGAACUGAUCCAAGAGUACUGUGUCAAAAAAGGCAAUAUUUAAUGGGGCAAUGGGGAAAAGAAAAAUGAAUGAAUGAAAAUAUUCUAAGUACAGUUGCCUGUUAUACUUGUCCUAUCCCACAAGGAGUUAAUGCAGAAACACCAAACCCUAUAAUGUAAUCACUGCAUUUCUGCCAACAGUUGCAUAGGAGUCCUGAUCAACUGAAGUCGGGCAUAAAAUUAAGUGAUGAUUGCCUCUUGGACGGGUGACGAGUUAAAUUUUCCACACCCCGUGAAGGCAUGUUAGGAGCCAGAAGCCUGGGGAAAUAAUGACGACCUGUAUCAGGCCUCCUAAAGAGUAUUCCCAAGUCAGGAAUGUUUCCCAGGGUUCGCAUUUGAACUGUUUCCCUGAUCUCUCAAACCAGGCAGCCAGCCCCCAUCAUAGAUGAUUGUUCUUUGUGUAGUUGGGCAGCCUCCAUAAGCAAUGAGGCUUACUCCACCACUGGCAAAAUGCUGUAAUGUUUCCCUGUCCACCCGCAUGGAUUGCCAAGGCACCAGAGUUACCAAUCCUCAAAAUUACAGGUUGCCUCUUGGUGUCCGUCUGGUAGACAUCAGCGGUGAACCUACGGCCCUUGUUUGAUCUCAACAUCAGGAUCUUCAAUCUCCACAGCAAAAUCCCGGUUCCAAGUCUGAAAAAAUAUAUCUUGCCUAAAUCUUCUUGUCUCUGGAUUGUCAUCCACUGGACAGAUUGAGGAAGGUGCACAUCAGGAACCAGUGGAAGCCCUUACCAGUGGAACUUGAGUGGGAAUUGCCUGAGAUGUUUAAACUAUUUUUGGGCAAUUCCCCCGCCUUCAUGGCUGGGAUCAUGUACGAAUGUGUCUGACUCUGAGGUAAAACUGGAGACUUGAUACAGUCAAUCGAGUUAUCUUGGUAGAUAUACUGGAAUGGUUAGACAGUUUAAAAUCUGUUAAUUCCACAACUGACCACCUGCCUACGUGAUGACCUGCCUCAACAAUCCAAGAACUGGAGUCCCCAUAAUGAAAUCCAUUAAACUGUUUCUUCAACAAAGCCAGCUGAAGCCAAGUACAGCUGGA
Molecule: messenger RNA, 5002 nt
Organism: Rhincodon typus (whale shark)
Lineage: Eukaryota; Metazoa; Chordata; Chondrichthyes; Orectolobiformes; Rhincodontidae
Gene: rtel1
Product: regulator of telomere elongation helicase 1
Exons: 30
Coding region: 133-3531 (1132 amino acids)
Biological process (GO): negative regulation of DNA recombination; negative regulation of t-circle formation; regulation of double-strand break repair via homologous recombination
Cellular component (GO): nucleus
Molecular function (GO): ATP binding; DNA binding; DNA helicase activity
Source: RefSeq, a predicted model, not a curated record